Schistosoma mattheei is the source of this 860-nucleotide messenger RNA. The record is from the annotation of a GenBank genome assembly. NCBI's taxonomy places the organism in Eukaryota, Metazoa, Platyhelminthes, Trematoda, Strigeidida, Schistosomatidae.
AAAAAUAGGUUUCUUAUCAUGAUUUCAGUCUAUUAGUUCCUUACAUAAUUCAUUGUACAAUUAUGAGUACCUUUGUACAAUAUUGCCUAAUUGUAUUGUUCAUAAUAACUACCAUUGAAAUAAAAAAUAUUCGAGGUGCAUUCAAAAAGAAACCCCCUACAACAUUUGUUGUUGUGGACAAUUCGUAUGUUGAUCAUAUAAUUAUACAAUGUGAAUUUAAUAGGUAAAUAGGUGAGACUAUAAUUUAUGGAUGAUCUUUGAGUGACACCAAAGUGACCUUGAGAGUUUCUACCUAGUUACCAGAGCUAAAUGACGGCUAUAGUAGCAGUUUAAAGAAUAAAGAUUAUGAUUCAUUUUUUUAUCACCAACUGACAUCAGCUUAAAUGCCAAGACGCUAUUUAGCCAAAUGAAUAAAUGAAAUUCGCGCUAAAAUCCAAGAUCUGUUAUCCUAAAUCUGAUUGGUUCGUUCAUAAAUUAUAGUCUCACCUGUUUUGAUUUUCUAUCUUAGUUUGAUUCACUGAACAGUUCCUGAAUGUUUAUUAUUUUUGAGAAAAAACGUUCAUCUGAUAUCUUAGUUUAAAGGUAGUCAAAUUGUAGUUCUGUGAAUUACUAUCACCUAUACCUGGUGACAGUGGACGGAAGUUUCUUCCUAGCAUGAGACUCCUCAGGAGUGCGCAUCCACGUUUCCGCCUGCAGAAUUUGAACCCAUGACCUAUCGGUCUCACAUUCUCACGUUUAAAUUCUAUACAUAUUGAACCCUUCGAUUGAUUUCAACUUCCUUGAAAGACUCUUAACAUACUAUAUUAAGCGAGAAGAACUAGAACCUAAUCUAAUUCGACUGUAGAUUCUUAUCAUUUACU